Molecule: messenger RNA, 1489 nt
Organism: Paraphaeosphaeria sporulosa
Lineage: Eukaryota; Fungi; Ascomycota; Dothideomycetes; Pleosporales; Didymosphaeriaceae
Product: alkaline phytoceramidase
Exons: 6
Coding region: 141-1091 (316 amino acids)
Biological process (GO): ceramide biosynthetic process; ceramide catabolic process
Cellular component (GO): endoplasmic reticulum membrane
Source: RefSeq, a predicted model, not a curated record
GUGUCUAAGUUCGCUUGUCCCCCAGACAUCUAAUAAAAUACCCAUUCCGGGCUUCCCGGUAUCGCACACGGUUGGGCCUGCUCGGAAUAAUUUACCACCCUACAUCAUCUACCACUUGCCCAUAAGUGCUGGAAGCAAAGAUGGUCUUGGACAUUCUUAAACGUCUCCCGUCUCUGAAGUAUCCACCAGCGCAAGCAGGAAGGUGGUCGCCGGUCACCUCCACACUUAACUGGUGUGAAGAAGACUAUUAUGCAACGAUCUACUCUGCAGAAAUAAUCAAUACUUUGACGAACAUCUGGUUCAUGUACCUGUCCGCCAAAGGCAUCCACAACUGCCUGACUAACGGACAUGACACUACGUUUCUGGUGUCGUACAUUGGAUACCUGCUGGUGGGAACCGGCUCUUUCCUGUUUCAUUCUACGUUGAAAUACCCCAUGCAGCUUGUUGACGAGCUCUCGAUGAUAUACACAACAUGUCUUAUGUGCUAUGUGACUUUCUCGUUCGGCAAGACAAGCACCUAUAGAUCAGUUCUCGCUUCGUCGUUGGUCGGCUUAUCUCUCUUCAUUACUCUUUAUUACCAUUUUCUACAAGACCCCGUCUUCCAUCAGACUGUCUACGCCAUUCUCACAGCCGUGGUUUUCUUUCGGGCUGUAUAUGUGAUGGAGACACUGCUUCGACCAAAAUUCCGAACCAAACCCACAGGAAAGCGAGAGGAACAACGAAACGUACAGAUUCUGAGCGAGAUGUGGGUCAUGAUUGCAUGGGGCCUAAGCAUCUUCCUGGGUGGAUUCUUCUUCUGGUAUCUGGACAUUGCUCACUGUUCGACUCUGAGGCGCUGGCGGCGUGAGAUUGGAAUGCCUUGGGGAUUCUUCCUGGAGCUUCACGGCUGGUGGCAUCUUAUGACUGGCCUCGGCGGCUAUUGCUACAUCGUCUGGGGUAUCUGGCUUCGACACUGUCUGAAUGGAAGACAAGACGAGUUCAAGUUGCAUUGGCCUCGGCUAACUACCAUGCCGAUGGUGGUGAAAACGCAGAACGCGGCCGACAGACACGCUAGCUACCUCACCAACGGUGUGACAAAGAAAGAGAUGUAGGAUACUGCGGUUGGAGGCACGGUGCGGACAGAAAUCGAGAAGAUGUACUCUGGAGCGGUGCAGUGCAGGUGUGAUCGAUGGAUUCGAACAGACAAAGGGCUGUCUGGCGUGGCGUUCGCACAGUUGAGCGUUAUGCCGCUAUGCGCGAUGCAUGCGCUACUUAGUACGCCUACGCGAUGUGAUCUGCAUAUUCAGGCCGGGCACAUCGUUGUGGCGCGCAACCGGCGCGUGGCAUGUUGCAGAGACAAUACAGAUAGACUCGGGGUCCCCUUGGCCUCGAACGAGACUUUGCACAGCAUUCGCGAAUGAUGGAAGCACAAAAGCUGGUGCCUGCCGAGUUCGUUUACGCAGGCAAGCGCGUAAACAAGACUAGCCUAGCGCGACGGUCUGUGCAGUGU